Molecule: messenger RNA, 4407 nt
Organism: Scylla paramamosain (green mud crab)
Lineage: Eukaryota; Metazoa; Arthropoda; Malacostraca; Decapoda; Portunidae
Gene: hay
Product: general transcription and DNA repair factor IIH helicase subunit XPB-like
Exons: 3
Coding region: 172-2541 (789 amino acids)
Biological process (GO): transcription initiation at RNA polymerase II promoter; nucleotide-excision repair; proteolysis
Cellular component (GO): transcription factor TFIIH holo complex; transcription preinitiation complex; nucleotide-excision repair factor 3 complex
Molecular function (GO): 3'-5' DNA helicase activity; DNA binding; metallodipeptidase activity
Source: RefSeq, a predicted model, not a curated record
GGUGGAGCAGCAUGUCAGUGGUGUCAGUGUGACGCAGCAUAGAGACAAGGGGGGACUGUUGCACCAUCAGGAGGGUUUCUGGCCAUGUGAUCACCCCUUAGCUGGCUGGCUGGUGCGGAAUCUACUUUACGAAGGACUAACUGCUACCUGUGAGGCAUUGUAGCCAUCAUCAUGGGCAAGAAACACAGGUUCUAUGAAAAAGGCAAAAAGAGGCGCCGGGAUGAUCUUCCUCCUGAUGAAGAUGAAGACCUGGAGCUGGACGGAGUGCCAAAAGCAUCAACAGAAAAUGUUGAGGAGGAUGGUGACCAGAAAACUUCCAAGGACCAGUAUGGUGCCUUUGACUAUCGGCCGCACAUAAAACUGAAAGAUGAUCAUUCAUCACGGCCUCUCUGGAUUGCUGCGAAUGGCCACAUCUUCUUGGAGUCUUUUUCUCCUGUCUACAAACAUGCCAAGGACUUCCUGAUCACCAUUGCUGAACCUGUCUGUCGCCCUGAACACAUCCACGAGUACAAGCUGACAGCCUACUCUUUAUAUGCAGCAGUUAGUGUUGGCUUACAAACACAUGACAUCAUAGAAUAUUUGACAAGACUUUGCAAGACUUCAUUGCCACCUGGGAUUUGUGAGUUCAUACAAAACUGUACACUGUCAUAUGGAAAGGUGAAGUUAGUGUUGAAAAAAAAUCGUUACUAUGUUGAGAGUGAUUUUCCUGAUGUAAUCCAAAAACUUGUGAAAGAACCUAGGAUUCAGGAAUGCAUGAUCAGUCCUAAUGAAGGAGUAGUGAGUACAGAAAAACAAAAAUCACGUGACAUCAUGUUCACCAGCCAUCAGGCUCAGAUGGCUGGCAGUACAGAAGACCCUGCCAAUGCCCAGAAGCCAGAGUCUGAACAAGCAAAUGGAGAAAACAAAGACAAAGAUAAAGAUGCUGUUCCUGAGGACAUCACAAGCUUUUAUGAUAAAGUUGAAGAAGAGGAAGAAGAAGAAGGAAACAUGAAAACACUCUCUUUCGAGGUUAAUCAGGAUAAAAUUGAAACUUUGCAGAAGACAUGCAUUGUUCUUGAUUAUCCUCUGUUAGCAGAGUAUGAUUUCAAGAAUGAUACUAUAAAUGAAGACAUCAAAAUAGAUCUUAAGCCUUCAGCUGUGUUAAGGCCAUACCAAGAGAAGAGCUUGAGAAAAAUGUUUGGAAAUGGUCGAGCAAGGUCAGGAAUCAUUGUUCUUCCAUGUGGUGCUGGCAAGAGUUUGGUUGGUGUUACCGCUUGUUGCACUGUUAAUAAAAAGGCCUUAGUUUUGUGCAACUCUGGAGUGUCAGUGGAACAGUGGAAGCAACAAUUUAAAAUGUGGUCCACAGCUACAGAUGACAUGAUAUGUAGAUUCACCUCUGAUGCUAAAGACAAACCUUUUAAUGCUGGUAUUUUAGUAACAACCUAUGCUAUGAUCUCUCACAACCAGAAGAGGGCUUAUGAAGCAGAGCAAACAAUGAACUGGCUAAAGGAGCAGGAAUGGGGUAUAAUGGUUCUAGAUGAGGUGCACACCAUUCCAGCAAAAAUGUUCAGGAGGGUCCUCACCAUCGUUCAGGCACAUUGCAAAUUAGGAUUAACUGCUACUCUUGUCCGAGAAGAUGACAAGAUUGCAGAUCUGAACUUCCUGAUUGGUCCAAAAUUGUAUGAAGCUAAUUGGUUGGAGUUGCAGAAGGAAGGCUUCAUUGCCAAGGUGCAGUGUGCUGAAGUCUGGUGUCCUAUGACCCCUGAGUUUUACCGGGAGUAUCUAAUGGGCAAGGUGUCUGAUCAAAAGAUUAAAUUGCUGUGUGCCAUGAACCCUAAUAAGUUUAGGACUUGUGAAUUUCUGAUCAAAUAUCAUGAGAAUCGUAGUGAUAAAAUUAUUGUCUUUAUUGAUGAGGUUUUUGCGUUGAUUCAUUAUGCAAAGACAAUGCAGAAACCAUACAUCUGUGGUAAAACUGGACAAAAAGAACGGAUGACCAUCAUUCAGAACUUCAAACUGAACCCUAAAGUUAACACAAUCUUUUUCAGUAGGGUUGCAGACACAUCGUUUGACAUUCCUGAAGCAAAUGUCUUGAUUGAAAUUUCCUCCCAAGGAGGAUCACGUCGACAGGAAGCUCAGAGGUUAGGUCGAAUCUUGAGGGCCAAAAAAGGUGCCAUAGCAGAGAACUUCAAUGCUUUCUUCUAUGCACUGUUGUCUCAGGACACCAGAGAGAUGGGGUAUUCACGGAAAAGACAGAGUUUUCUGAUCAACCAAGGGUAUGCCUAUCAAGUAAUUACUCCUGCCCAGAUGGUUGGUAUGGAUGAAGAACAAUUGCAUUAUAGCACAAAAGAAGAAAAGGUGCAUCUUUUAGAGCAGAUUUUAGCAGCCUCUGAGGCUGACAUGUAUGAAGAGGGAGUUUUUGGAGAGCGAGGUGGUGCAGGAUCUCAGCGUAAGGCAGGAAAUAUUGGCUCACUGUCUGGUGCUGAUGACUCAAUUUAUGGAGAGAAAAGAAAGGGUUCAAAGAAGGAUCAUCAGCAUUACUUAUUCAAGAAAUUCAGGUCUUGAAGUUUUCACAUAGUUUUUGUAAAUAGAUCAUAUUUAUAGCUGGAUGAGGGUUAGUGUUCUUUGUGCAUUGUGAAGUUUUUGUAAAUAGAUCAUAUUUAUAGCUGGAUGAGGGUUAGUGUUCUUUGUGCAUUGUGAUCCUUGGUUAACAAACAAUCUUGUAUUGUGUAUUAACAAUGUAUGUACUAUAUUGCUAGAUAAUGCACAGAUGCACAAUAUACUAUAUGUUUUCUUUCAUAAAAUCUGCAUAUUUGUUUCAAGGAAUUAUUUGACUUUAUAUUUAUUGUCAUUGUUGGUGUAUUUAUAUUUACUUAACUCCAUAUUAAACCACAGAAAGCUGUAUAUAUAUAUAUAUAUAUAUAUAUAUAUAUAUAUAUAUAUAUAUAUAUAUAUAUAUAUAUAUAUAUAUAUAUAUAUAUAUAUAUAUAUAUAUAUAUAUAUAUAUAUAUAUAUAUAUAUACACAUACACAUACAGUGGAAGCUCACUUAUUGAAUGCCUCCCUUUUUUAACAAAUUGGCUUUCAAACAAAAUUUUGAACUCAUUAUUCCUUCAGUCGCAGCACCAUAAUUUGGUUUUAGAACAAAGUUACUAGAUUUCAGAUAUUAAAAGACAUAGCAAAAGCUGCCAUUUAUUACUAAUUUGUAUAUUUUUAGAAAAUAUUUACAUUUUUAUAUAUUUUUGGAGGAAAGACACAGUGUAAGACAGUAAUUCAAUCUUUGAAAUAAGGUACAUGUGAUUCUGUUGAAAAGCCUCGAUGUAAACAGUUUUUUGAUGCUCAGGAGUCAUCCUGAGCCACUUGAGGCUUGGAAUGAUCUCCAAUGCCAUCACUACUGCACAACUGCAUUUUUCCAGUAGCUUUUACCCAGCAACAAGAUGUCUAAGUGUUAUGAUCAACUUCACUUUGGCGGUAAAUGGGUUGCUCCUUUCUGUGUCCUGUAAGGCUUCCCUCACUAGGUCAGUGACAAAGAGAAUACCUGCACAGUCUAAACAAUAUCUUCUGAUGAGUUCUGUGUCACUAAGUUCAUUCAAUACGUUCUUUCUUGACAAUUUGUGAGCUGGAGAUGUUAUGAAGCAGCCAUCUUGGCUAUGGGAGUGUCUGUCAUAAGCUGCUAAGACAAGGUAGACUGGGAACAGAUUAAUCCAUUUUACAUUGAUUCCUAAGGGGAAAAUAGUUUCGGUUUACAAACAUUUUGGAUUUCAAAUGGCAUCCAGGAAUGAAUUACAUUCUAAAACUGAGGUUUCACUGUACACAUAUAUUACUGUGCAUCAAAAUAUUAUUAUAGAGUUAGCUCUACCAGUAAAAUAAGUGAUUGACUCAUAUUACAUCUUUCACUAUAUACUCUGGUUGCUAGUGAUGGAUGUCCCUUCAUGCUCAAAGCAUCUCAAGCUCCUUUCUCCCCUUCCUCUCAUGUACUCUUGUAUGUUGUCCUUCAUUUCAAUGUGAUCUUUCCCUUGUGACCACGAAAUCUACCAAAAUCAUAUGCUCUUUGUUAUCUCACAUUCUGCCAUUCUUUCCACUUGACCAAAUCACAUCAGGAUACAGGUGGUACAUUUCAUCCUUCCCAACCACUCCACAUUUUACCUUACAUCUUUAAUUGAUAUGAGAUAUAUUAAACUUUUAUUAUUGUCACCAUCCAUUUUUCUCAGCCUCACAUAACAGACUAAUUAAUUCCCAAACACUUUCUCAUGAUCCAUGAAUACACCCUAAACUUUAUUCUUUCAUUUGCAUUUUCUCAGUAGUCAUAAUGGGUAGUGACACACACACACACACACACACACACACACACACACACACACACACACACACACACACACACACACACACACACACACACACACACACACACACACACACACACACACACACA